CGGCGGGGCCCCGGCCUGAAGCGGCCCGGCUGGGCUGGGCUCUCCCGGCAGCUCGCUCGCUUGGGGGGCGAACAGACGUGCACCGCAGCGUGCCCGCUGCAGGGCUGCUCAGCGGCGGCUGGGAAGAGAAGCGGCAUCAAAACAUAAUAGCUGUUCCAAAGGCAAGGAGGUAGCCCCAAAUCCCUCAUUUAGGAGCUGCAGGAGGACGGACGCCAGCCGCACCCUCGCGCGGGGGAAGCGGAGCGGCAGCGUGCGGAGGCGGGAGCGGGUGUCGCCCCCCGUCCGCAGGUGCUGCCAAGCCGCGAGACCGCUCGGCUGCGGCCGGCCCAGUGCUGCACAUCACGGCCCGGCCAGCAGGAGGAAGGAAGAGGAAGUAAGAGCCGCGGGUGCCAGUGCGAGCCCCGGGAUGGGAUAGCGCCGUGGGCAACCCAGCGCACCGCACCGAGGCGGCGGCGCGGAGCGGAGCGCGGUUCCCGCGGCGGCAGCGGCCGAGCGGCCCCGCUGUGCGCUGUGGCGGGGGGGCGCGGCUCACGCCGGAGAACUAAUACAACUGUUCAAGUCUCCCCUGAGAAUGGUGUAAAGUAAAUAUAGGAGUUCCUGAAAAAUAACGGUGUGAAUAAGAGAGUCUCUCUGCAGUAUUUAGUGUCCAGUUGUACUGGUUCUGAAGAAGUGUCACAAUGCCCCCUCCUGCUGAUAUAGUGAAGGUGGCAAUUGAAUGGCCAGGUGCCUUCCCCAAGUUAAUGGAAAUAGAUCAAAAAAAACCACUGUCCUCAAUAAUAAAAGAAGUUUGUGAUGGGUGGUCUCUUGCAAAUCAUGACCAAUUUGCACUGCAGCAUGCUGAUAGUUCUAAUUUCUACAUCACUGAGAAGAAUCGUAAUGAAAUAAAAAAUGGAGCCAUCCUUCGAUUAACAACAUCUCCGGCUCAAAAUGCACAGCAGCUCCAUGAGAGGAUCCAGUCUUCUAGUAUGGAUGCAAAGUUAGAAGCACUGAAAGACUUAGCCAACUACUCACGGGAUGUUACGUUUGCCCAAGAAUUUAUAAACCUGGAUGGGAUUUCCCUCCUAACGCAAAUGGUUGAAAGUGGCACAGAACGAUAUCAGAAAUUACAGAAGAUAAUGAAGCCCUGCUUUGGAGAUAUGUUGUCCUUUACACUGACUGCAUUUGUUGAGCUGAUGGAUCAUGGGAUUGUAUCGUGGGAUACAUUCUCUGUGGCAUUCAUUAAAAAGAUAGCAAGCUACGUGAACAAAUUUGCCUCGGACAUCUCUAUCUUGCAGCGUUCGCUGGCAAUCCUGGAAUCGAUGGUGCUCAAUAGCCAUGACCUCUACCAGAAAGUGGCACAGGAGAUCACAAUUGGGCAGCUAAUUCCACAUCUGCAAGGGACAGAUCAAGAAAUCCAGAUGUACACCAUUGCAGUAAUAAAUGCACUCUUCCUUAAGGCACCAGAUGACAAGAGGCAGGAAAUGGCAAACAUUUUGGCACAAAAGCAGCUUCGUUCCAUCAUCUUAACUCAUGUUAUCAGGACACAGAGAGCCAUCAAUAAUGAAAUGGCACAUCAGCUAUAUGUUCUGCAAGUACUUACCUUUAAUCUUCUGGAAGACAGAGUGAUGACAAAAAUGGAUCCACAGGAUCAGGCUCAGCGGGAUAUCAUAUUUGAACUCCGAAGAAUUGCAUUUGAUGCCGAAUCUGAACCUAACAACAGCAGUGGCAGUAUGGAGAAACGGAAAUCUAUGUACACUCGAGACUAUAAAAAACUUGGAUUUAUUAAUCAUGUAAACCCAGCAAUGGAUUUUACGCAGACCCCUCCUGGAAUGCUGGCCCUUGACAAUAUGCUGUACUUUGCUAAACAUCACCAGGAUGCUUAUAUUCGGAUUGUCCUGGAGAACAGCAGUCGAGAAGACAAGCAUGAGUGCCCGUUUGGCCGAAGCAGCAUUGAGCUGACAAAGAUGCUAUGUGAAAUUCUGAAAGUAGGAGAGCUACCCAGUGAGACCUGCAACGAUUUCCAUCCCAUGUUCUUCACCCAUGACAGAUCGUUUGAGGAGUUCUUCUGUAUCUGCAUUCAGCUUUUGAACAAGACAUGGAAGGAAAUGAGGGCAACUUCAGAGGAUUUUAACAAGAGGCUGGGAAAUGAAGAGUGAGGAAAACUUGGAGUUUGUACCCACUAUUGGAACUGCCUUUGCAUUGCUUGACAUUUAUAAAUUUGUCUCUUCACUUGGAAGAUGAAGAAAUCAUUCCACCUACCAUAUGCAAAGAGCGGAGGUUUCAGUGAAGAAAAUACAAGGUGGGACUUGUCUCUGUAAUGGCAAUUGCCAUGCGACAGUAUUGACAGCAUCUUUAGCUUGUAGAUGAUUGGGUCUGAAGAAAUAUGUACUCUGAAGAUCAAUUAAAGAGAGGCUCAUUAGCAGGAAGGAAGUUCUGAGCACAUGCACCAGCCCUGAGAAAGUGUGCCAGAACUCUGAUAGAGAUGGGCCUGGUGUGUGGGCUGAAUGUGAAGCAGGGUUGCUGCAGGGAGUUCAGACAGUCCUUUCUGACAGCCGCUCCUUCCUACUCAUCUUCAGAGAAAGCAGUCUUAAUAGCUUCUUGAAAUGUUUUGAAAAGGAUAAGACAGAAAAUGUCCAUAAAACCAUAUUGAUGAAAACAGACAUGAGCACAGUGAGGAGUAUGGACAGUCAUCUGGUGUCCUUCCAAAGAUGCCAAGAAAGUGGGAAAAGUUACUUUUCCUUUUCUAAUAUUUUUUUCUUAUUUUCUGUCUACUUUAUAAGAACUGAAAAUGCAAGGUUUGUUUUUAUAACUUUAGUUUUGUGUGGGCUGCUGCUUCAGUGCUUGAGGAUCUCCUCCAAUUGUCUGCAAUACCUUAUUGCCUGUCUUACUAUUAUUUAUCCAUCUUGGCAUCAGAGACGUGAAAAAAGAAAUUGCCU
Catharus ustulatus (Swainson's thrush) is the source of this 2915-nucleotide messenger RNA. Its product is annotated as engulfment and cell motility protein 1. The record is from RefSeq and is a predicted model, not a curated record. The transcript is spliced from 18 exons. Gene Ontology annotation, cellular component: plasma membrane; guanyl-nucleotide exchange factor complex. Gene Ontology annotation, biological process: cell motility; actin filament organization. Bases 678 to 2135 code for a protein of 485 amino acids. NCBI's taxonomy places the organism in Eukaryota, Metazoa, Chordata, Aves, Passeriformes, Turdidae.